AUGUUAUUAAUCGAUUUCCCUUUGGAUAUCAUAUUACACAUACUCGACCUUUUAACGUUCGAAGAUCUCGUCGCUUUAUCUCAAGCGGACAAAGGACAUUACUCUAUAAUACAAGAACAUGGCUAUAAAUUAUAUUACAUCAAACAAAAAUGGAAAAUACUUACAAAAAGCAUUUUAUCAUCAGACUGGCGCACUAAAGUAAAAUAUGGGCUCAGAACUCUCAGCAAUUGGGAGAAUAAAAGAUUCUCAACUGAUGUAAUAGCACGGCAACGACAGUCCUACAUACCAAGUCUUCGGUUUGACACUGAAAGGCUCGUCUGCACUGUAGGUGGAGACCUGGACAUAAGAUACUUUGAUUCAAAUGACAGAACAAAAUUUGAUCAUUGUAGAUUCUUUCCUGCGCAUGCCGGUGACAUAGUGGAUAUUCAUCUAUCCAGCAAUGGAGAGUUAUUCACUUCGUCAACCGAUACGACCAUAAAACGAUGGUUUCUUGACGGACAAGAGACCUCUUCUAUUCCCAAAUCAAUGACUUACGAAGGACAUGACCACUGCGUGCAAUCGAUAUAUCAAUUCAACCAUCACCCGCGGACAUUGUACUCUGCUGGCGUAGAUGGAAAUAUGUAUGUUUGGGACACUGAGACAUCUGAGGUCUUGACGAGUCUGCGGUUACCAGGAAGGCCGCGGGUAAUGAGAGGUAUAUCGAACGAUAUAAUUGCAAUAGGGAACCGAAGUGAAGAACACUUGUCCUUGUACAAAGUGACACCAAGUGGGUUAGUGCAUUUGGACAACAAGGAAUUGAAUCACAAAAGCACCGUUUAUGCGUUAGCUUCGAAUGAACAUCUCGCACAUACGUUUGUCACGGGUACUUUUGAUGGUUCUACAGCAUUGUUUGAUACUAGAAGCAUGGAGCGCGUGGCUUCAUAUAGCGAUAGAAUUGAUGCUUGCUCAGUAUACUCAGUCGACUACGACAACUAUCAUAUAGUUUCCGGCACCGCAAUGCACGGAAUGAUUUGUCUCUGGGAUAUUCGCCACGCCAAUAAUUUCACAAACUCUCCAAAUCCAGGCUCUCUCAAACGCAAACGAGUGGCCGAUGGCUGGACCGUCUAUCUCGGACGCAACCAGAGCUCCUCACCUAUCUAUUCUCUUCAACUUGAUCAUUCUAAAAUAUAUGUUGCUUUGGCAAAUCAAACGUGGAUAAUGAACUUUGGUGGGAAGACUUCCGAGAGUAAACGCAUCGAAAGGAUAAAACAUAUUACCGGACGUGUGAAUAGGAGAAGUUGGCGUAAUAGAGGUGUAAUGGCUGGAACUAAUGCAACGAAAAUGAAGGAAUCGACUCUGUUUUAUCUACACGAUAAUUGGUCUGAACUAUAUGAAUUGUAG
Messenger RNA from Paraglomus occultum, 1380 nucleotides. Lineage: Eukaryota; Fungi; Glomeromycota; Glomeromycetes; Paraglomerales; Paraglomeraceae. The record is from the annotation of a GenBank genome assembly.